Lates calcarifer (barramundi perch) is the source of this 3968-nucleotide messenger RNA. RefSeq names its product glucagon receptor b (gene gcgrb). The record is from RefSeq and is a predicted model, not a curated record. Gene Ontology annotation, biological process: cell surface receptor signaling pathway; adenylate cyclase-activating G protein-coupled receptor signaling pathway. Gene Ontology annotation, cellular component: plasma membrane. Gene Ontology annotation, molecular function: gastric inhibitory peptide receptor activity; peptide hormone binding; glucagon receptor activity. Bases 527 to 2128 code for a protein of 533 amino acids. The transcript has 14 exons. Lineage: Eukaryota; Metazoa; Chordata; Actinopteri; Centropomidae.
CGCAGAGCAUCAACAGCGGAGCAUUCAACCUCUGUCAGUCCGACACACUUCAGUCCAGUCUGCGACACGAGCGAGAUUUAAUUUAGAAAAGUAAUUUACAGUCAGUCACAGAGAAAGAAACAAAGAAACAAACGUGAGCCUGGACUGUAGCUUGAGCGGACAAGAACAAAUUCAAGAAGUCACAGGUCCAGUCUUUUUUCUUUCUUUCUUUCUUUUUCUUUCUCUCUCUCUCUCUCUCUCUCUCUCUCUCUUCUCUUCUUUCUUUCUUUCUUUCCUCAGCUCCCUUGUUUUCUUGUUUCUCUCUCUCUGGACAUUGGUUAUGUGAGCUGACUGUGCUCUCCGGACUGUACCUGCGGUGAUGGGCCAGGUCGGGAGAUGAGCAGCGGUCGGUGUGGGGGUGCCAGGGGCGCAAGAGGACGUCUGGACGCUGAGGCCACAGGGUGAGAUAGGGCUGAGACCGCCUCAUGUGUUGGGCUUCCUCUGAGUUCUGGUCCCCACCGACCCCCAUCCUCCCAGCAUCAGUGGGAUGUCCCAGGUGUGUCUCCUCUUGGCCUUGCUCAUGCUCUGCAGCUGCACAAAGGUUUCUUCUACUAACUCCCUAGAGCUUGUGAAGGAGCAGUGGAGCAGCUACAAGAACCAGUGCCUGGACUACCUCAACGCCACGCCCCCUGCCACAGGGCUGGUGUGUAACAGGACCUUUGACUUGUACGCCUGCUGGCCUGAUGGACUCCCAGGAACCACUGUUAAUGUCUCCUGCCCAUGGUUCCUGCCAUGGUACAGAAAAGUUCAGCAGGGUCUGGUCUACAGAGUCUGCAAAGAGGAUGGUCAGUGGGCACAAAAGAAUACCAGCGAAUGUGAGGACGACCCUGGUGAGCAGCAGUAUGGACGCAUCCUCAGUCAGUUACGGAUCAUGUAUACAGUGGGCUACUCACUCUCACUGGGAGCUCUGCUACUGGCACUGGGAAUCCUCAUCACCUUCAGGAAGCUCCACUGUAUGAGGAACAACAUCCACAUGAACCUGUUCGCCUCCUUCAUCCUGAGAGCUGUGUCCAUCCUGGUAAAAGACGCCCUGCUAACCCUCACACUGGACGCCCAGAGCAGCAGCGACACGCAGACACAAGCCUGGGUCGACAUACCGGCUGUAUCGUGGUGUCGCGCUGCCAUGGUGAUGAUGCAGUACAGUGUGAUGGCCAACAAUUAUUGGCUCCUGGUUGAAGGCAUCUACCUACACAGCCUGCUAGUCAUCACAGUGUUCAGCGAGAGGAAGUACUUCUACAUUUACCUGGCCAUCGGCUGGGGUGCACCACUCAUAUUUGUGUUGCCGUGGAUCACGGUGAAAUAUCUAUAUGAGAACGAGGAGUGCUGGGAGAGGAAUAUUAAUAUGGGAUACUGGUGGAUCAUCCGCUCUCCUAUACUAUUUGCUUAUCUGAUUAACUUCUUCAUUUUCAUUCGAAUCAUCAAAAUCCUGAUGUCUAAACUCAGAGCUCAUCAGAUGAGAUACACUGACUACAAGUUCAGACUGGCAAAGUCCACUCUGACUCUCAUCCCCCUGCUGGGGAUCCACGCCAUCCUCUUCACCUUCGUCAUUGACGAGUCGGUCCCCAAAGGUUCCAUGCUGCGUCUCAUUCGCCUCUUCUGUGACCUCCUGUUUAAUUCCUUCCAGGGCCUGCUGGUAGCCAUCCUCUACUGCUUUGUCAACAAAGAGGUGCAGUCAGAGAUGCUGAAAAAGUGGAAGAGGUGGAAGCUGGGUAAGGACAUUGACGAGGAGUACCGCCACACCCACAGCCAAACGCCACACAUCAAGAGUGGCAGCAUCGCCACUGGCAAUCUGCCCGACCUCCACGACAACAACGUCAGCGACCCCAGCGGCGACUCUCCUCGUCUCAACAAAGGUGACAGAGGCCCACCCCGCUUAGCCGGGCCAGAGGAGAACCGCAGACUGGUUGUCUCCUACAGCAAUGGGACGGGGAAGGGAAGGUCCACCAAGAGCAGACACACCCUGCAGUUCUCUUUCCUGCCACACCGAGGCCCUGCCAGCCACGCCAGCACGGCCACAGAGGACGUGUGUCUGGAGGAGAGGGUGCAGUGCCGCAUAUACCCUCUGAAAGGAGAGGAGACUAAUGUCUGAUGACAAACCUGCUCUGAGCCCUCGUCACGGAGACUCUCGCUGAUUGUGCUUUUUGUUGUUUCGGAUCAGUGUUUAUCGUGCACCAACAAGACAGCCUGAGUGGGAACGAGGGAAAUGAGGAAGUGACCCACACCAAUCGGGAUGUUCACUGCUGCACAACUUUGCAGGAAAUAAUGUUUUAACCUGCUCUGCAAAUGCAAAUGAAUAUUUAUUGGUUUUGGGACCUAGAACAAAAGAAAGAAUAAAAAGAAAGAAAAAAAAGAACUUUUUGACUUCAGCCAUCAGGAAUGAUUAAACUCCAGUGGUGUUUCAGUGUGAGUGUGUGUAUGAUGUCAUUUCAAACCUUUGCCAUCGACCCCGCCCACAUCUUUCCAUCUGUGCUGCCGUUGCCUGUUGUGAGUCAUGCUUGUGUUGUGUGUCUGUUUGCAGCAAUGGACAGUCAUUUGUGGUACUCCUCUACAAAAACCCCUCAGUGUCAAUUUUUUAUUUUGUGUUUUUUUUUUUUUCUUUUGUGGUUUUAUGAACCUGAAUGUGGGCUACGUGGCGUGCAUGUCUCCUGACGUCAUCGUAUCAAAAACAGGAGUGAGCGAUUCACUGGAGAUCACUGACUCCUAUCAUUGCCAUGCAGAGGCAGCCUCACAGAGGAUGGAUGCUUUCAUCUUUAAGACUGUGCUAUAAUGUUUAAGUUAUUGUGGUUUUAAAUGACCAAAGCCAAAUGAGAAAAUAAUAAUAUACUAUUGUGGGUUUUACAUCAUUUGGGUAAAAUAUUAAAUCCAUUUUUUCAUGCACAUUCCCUUCAUUUUUUGCUUUCUGUACUCUCCUAUUUUAAACAGGCCCUCCUGUCUGAAUGUAUAUGAACAAUGGAGAAAUAUGGGUGAAACAAUGUUUAAGUGUAUAUAUGUAAUUAGAAAUACACACUAUGUCCAGAGCACCGGUGACAAGACUUUUAUUUAAAAUUUUGGUUUGCCUUCGUAAGGGCGUGUCAGUUAAUCGCGCAGGCAGUUAAUAUAUAUAAGAAGAAGUUGUUCCAGAUCAUCAUCAUCAUACUGCUCCAGUCAUUGUCCAUACAGCUACACAUUUAGUGUUGUUUGGAAAGAAUGGAGGCAAACACAGAAAAUAACUUUUUUUUUCUUUCUUUUUUGCACACAAAAUAUAAUAUGUACAGAUGAGAAAAGUCAGCCAUUUAUAUUCCAGGAGGGUUUUUAAAGCGAAGGUGUUACAUUUCCUAACAUGAUGUGAGGAUAUUUUUUGUUGAACAGAGCACCUCAUUUCCAAUAGAGGAGCUAGUUUUAUCUUCAUUUUUUCCCUCUUCAGAUUGGAUCAGGGAUUGUAUUAAAUGUGCCUCACAAAACCACUUUUACUUUGACUUCAGGAAAAAAUAAAAAAAUAGAUUCAGGAUCAGAUUCAGUUACGAAAUGGACUUAAUUUAAUUGUCAGUAGAUUUUAAUCACAAUGGAGCCAACAAGGAUUUUCACAAAGAGAAGUUUUUAAUCAAGGACCGUAAACAAGUGCUCUGUGUGAAGUGAGGGAGAAUGCACUGUAUGAUGUAAAUACUGAUAAAACUGAAUAUUAUAAAGACAAAGAGGGGUGGGUGGAGGGAGGUGUUGUUUUCCUGUGUUUUUGCUUGGAGUCCAGGUGACUCAAAAAUGAAAAUGAACACGACUAAUUACUCUCUGUUUUGCAGAACAUGAUUGUACCUGUCCUUUUAUUUAAAAUGUUGCAGUUGUCGGGAGGGGCCCAAAGCAAACAAUGUCACAAGUGAAAGCAAAAAAUUUUAUAUGAAAGCCAAAUUAUUGUGUCUCAUAUGUCUCUGUGGAUCCAAUUAAAGUGAAUUCUGUCA